This is a messenger RNA of Didymosphaeria variabile, 240 nucleotides long. RefSeq lists its product as uncharacterized. The coding region runs from base 1 to 240 and encodes 79 amino acids. Lineage: Eukaryota; Fungi; Ascomycota; Dothideomycetes; Pleosporales; Didymosphaeriaceae. The record is from RefSeq and is a predicted model, not a curated record. The transcript has 2 exons.
AUGGGUUUCUUCGACAAGCUUCAAGCGAGACUUGAGCUCUACCGCCUCGAGCAGCGCUACACCCGCCGCGAGAAGCGUACCACUUUUAUCAGCGAUGCCCAGUACGUCGAUGGCGAGUACAUCAGCGCCUCGUCGCCUACUUCCUCCACAAGCUCGACGGCUACCGCCAACCGACGCCUAUCCAAGAUCCCCUCUGUCCGCAUGAAGGAGUUCGGUCGCUCUGCCACUGGCCGUGCAUAG